AUGGAUGAGCAACAGUUCGUCCAGCUCCUCGAGGGCCUCCUGGAGCCCAACACCGAGCGUGUCAAGGCCGCUACUUCCACCCUGAACAAGAGCUACUACAGCUCUCCUGCCUCUCUCAAUGCACUGCUUCAAAUUCUCUGCGCGCAUCCCAAGCCUGCGCUGCGCCAAUUGGCUGCUGUCGAGGCGAGGAAGCUGGUGACAAAGCACUGGGCAAACCUCCCCGCUGACCAAAAGGCUUCCCUUCGCAACCAGAUCUUUCAGUUCACACUCAACGAAGAUGUCGCCCUUACCCGCCACUCUGCUGCCCGCGUCAUCGCUGCUAUCGCAGCCAUAGACUUCGAGGAUGGCGAGUGGGCUGACCUCCCCGGAUACCUCCAGCAAGCUGCUACCAGCGCCAACGUCCGACAACGUGAGGUUGGCACCUACAUCAUCUACACAACUCUCGAGUCGGUGGGUGAUUCCUUCCCUGCUAAGCCUGCCGAUCUGUACAAGUUGUUCAGUUCCACUAUCCAAGACCCAGAGAGUGUCGAGGUCAGGAUCAACACCAUGCUUGGUCUCAGCCGCCUGGCCAUGCUCUUGGAGCCCGAUGAGGACCCCAAGGCACUUGCUCUAUUCCAGGCAUCCAUUCCCGCCAUGGUCAACGUUCUCAAGGCUACCGUCGACGAGGGUGAUGAGGACCGUGCUAUGCAGGCAUUCGAGGUCUUCCAGACCCUUCUCGGCUGCGAGUCUGCGCUAUUGGCAAAGCACUUUGGAGACCUUGUCAAAUUCAUGCUGGAACUUGCCUCUAGCACAAAUGUCGAGGAUGACUACCGCUCCCAGGCUCUUGCCUUCCUCAUGCAAUGCGUCCGUUACAGGAGGCUCAAGAUCCAGGGUCUCAGGAUUGGAGAAGAGCUGACCCUCAAGGCUCUGCACAUCGUCACCGAGCUGGGCGAUCUGUCAAGUGAGGACGAAGACGUAACUCCUGCCCGUUCGGCUCUUGGCCUUCUCGACAUCCUCGCUUCCAGCCUGCCUCCAAGCCAAGUAGUCAUUCCUCUGCUCAAGAACCUCGGCCAAUACUUCCAAUCGCAGAACCCUGACUACCGCCAAGCUGGUAUUCUGGCUCUGGGCAUGUGUGUCGAGGGCGCACCUGACUUCAUUGCCACUCAGCUUCACGAGAUCUUGCCCAUGGUCCUUCACUUGCUUGAAGACCCUGAGCUCAAGGUCCGGGCUGCUGCUCUCAAUGGUGUUGCGCGCUUGGCUGACGACCUUGCCGAGGAUGUUGGCAAAGAGCAUGCCCGCCUCAUUCCCGCCAUGAUCAAGAAUUUUGAUCUUGCCGCUAGCAACUUGCAGGGCACAGAAGAUGACCGCAGCCUCUCAAUUAUCCGCGGUAGCUGUCACGCUAUUGACUCCCUCAUCGAGGGCCUGGAGCCUGAGGAUGCUGCUACAUACGUGCCUGAAUUGGUACCUCGUUUCAGCAAGCUCUUCCAUCACGAGGACCUCAAGGUCAAGAGUGCUGCCAUUGGUGCCGUUGGCUCCAUCGCCUCUGCCGCUGAGAAGGCGUUCAUUCCCUUCUUCGAACAGACCAUGAAUGAACUGUCCCCAUACGUAAGAAUCAAGAACAGCCAAGACGAACUUGACCUUCGUGGCGUCACCUGCGAUUCGAUGGGCAAAAUGGCCUCUGCUGUUGGCCCAGGGCCAUUCGAGCCUUUUGUCCUGCCACUGAUGGAGGCUUCCGAAGAGGCCCUGCAUCUCGACCACCCCCGCCUCAGAGAGACCAGCUACAUCCUCUGGAGUACCAUGGCCAAGGUCUACGAAGAACAAUUCGCCAAAUACCUCCCAGGCGCUGUCAAGGGACUCCAGGACUGCCUUGACCAGGAAGAAACUGGUCUCGAUGUCGAGCUUGGGGAGGAGGCUGCCGACUUGGCCGGAUCUGAAGUUGUCAUUCAAGGCCGCAAGAUCAAGGUUGCUGCACCCAGUGAUGAUGGUAGCGAUCUUAACGAGGCUGCAAUGGAUGACGACGAUUCCGAUGAUGACUGGGAUGACCUUGAGGGCAUCAGCGCCGUUGCCAUGGAAAAGGAGAUUGCUGCUGAAGUUUAUGGUGACAUUAUUACUCACACUCGCCGUGAAUACAUUCCCUACAUGGAGGCCACUGUCACCAAGCUGCUUGAGCUUGUAGACCACCCGUAUGAGGGUAUCCGCAAGGCUGCGCUUGGUACUCUGUGGCGAACAUACGCCUGCCUCUUUGGUAUGGCCGAGGGCGAUGGUAUGGCAAAGUGGAAGCCUGGUCUUCCUCUCGCUGUCGAACCACCAGAGGAGCUCCGCAAGCUGGCUAACCUCGUUAUGACUGCAACCAUGACUGUCUGGCAAGAUGAAAUGGAUCGUGGCACUGUCACCGACAUCAACCGUGACGUCGCAGCAACCCUCAAGCUGUGCGGACCUGCAGUGUUGCUCACCGAAAAUGGCACAGUGGUACCUGACAUGUGCCAGCACCUCCUUGCUGUUAUCACCAAACGUCAUCCUUGCCAGCAAGAUCUCGGUGACGAUGCUGAUGAGGACAUCCUUGACGAAUCCUCAGAGUACGACUGGCUCGUCAUCGAGACAGCGUUGGAGGCUGUAACGUGCUUGUCCGUUGCCCUUGGAUCGCAGUUUGCCGAGCUUUGGAAGAUGUUUGAGAAGCCCAUUGUCAAGUAUGCCAGCAGUCAAGAUUCGACGGAGCGAAGCGCUGCUGUUGGCACUAUUGCUGAGUGCGUUGGUAACAUGGGUGCUGCCUGCACACCCUACACCACAGGCCUACUCAAGCUGCUUCUCCACCGUUUGUCGGAUGAGGAUCCCGAGACCAAGUCCAACGCCGUCUAUGGCAUGGGUCUGUUGUGCGAGAUGACGACCAACGAUGACGAGAUUCUCAAGUCGUUGUCUAGCAUUUUCUCCAAACUUGAGCCUCUGCUCGGUGCACAGGAUCAGGCCCGUCUGCUCGACAACACAGCAGGCUGUGUUAGCCGUUUUAUCAGCAAGCACCCCGGCAAGCUGCCCAUUGCGGAGGUUCUUCCUCGGUUGGUGCAGCUCCUCCCUCUUCGCGAGGAUUACGAGGAGAACAAGCCAGUAUUCGGCAUGAUCGUCAAGCUGUACCAGCAAAACGAGCCCACUGUCCAGCAGCUCACUCCGCAGUUAAUGCCCAUCUUUGAGAAGGUACUUAGCCCUCCUGAGGAGCAGCUGGAGGAUGAGACACGCUCGCAGCUUGUUGAGCUCGUGCAGUACCUGCGCAAGUAAAAAGUUUCGUGUUGAAAGAGGAGAAGGGAUACCCGUCGAAAGACACCACUGAUGAAUUGGACAUGGAACGGCAUUCGGGGCCAUGACACGAUAGAACAUGACGCUAUGUAGUAUGAAUUUAUCCUAGAUUGAUUAAGUGCUU
Molecule: messenger RNA, 3388 nt
Organism: Bipolaris maydis ATCC 48331
Lineage: Eukaryota; Fungi; Ascomycota; Dothideomycetes; Pleosporales; Pleosporaceae
Product: KAP95, Karyopherin beta
Biological process (GO): sterol transport; intracellular protein transport
Cellular component (GO): membrane
Molecular function (GO): sterol binding; small GTPase binding
Source: RefSeq, a predicted model, not a curated record